AUGACAUUUGGGGCUCUCAUGGCAGUGAAUAAGAAAGAUCGCAACUUUCUGGGAAAUGUUGCUACAUUUUGGUGGAAAGUUGCAAAGAUUCUUGGGAACCUGCUGUCUCCAUCUUCAGGGGGACUACCCACAAUAUCACGCCCCAAUGACGAAGCAGGAGCAAGUGCAUUGCUUGCCGGGAUCCAAAAGCUGAAGGGAGUCGUGAACUACCAGGACUGGAAGUUUCAAGUACAAAAUUAUCUAGAACACAGGAAUCUAUGGAGUGCAGUUACAACAAGUGGAACUGAGGUAGGUGAAACUGUGACAACAGAUAAGGAUCGACGUGCUCAUACUUCCAUCUGCAUGCUGCUAGAGCCUAUUUGUUUUGCCAAAGUCCGCACAGCUACUACCGCAAAGCAAGCGUGGACGAAGCUGAAAGAAGCCUACAAAGAUAAAGGCGGGGGUAGGAAAUUACGGCUACAACAGAGUCUUUGGAACUGUAAGUUAGAAACGUGUUUGUCGAUGGAUGACUAUGUGACUAAAGUCUUGAACUUAUCACAUCAGUUAGAGGAUGUCGACGUCAAAGUAAGUGACGACUGGGAAAUAUGGAUACUUCUCGGUGGACUGCCUGCGAGUUAUGAGCCAUUUCUAAUGAGCCUCUUUAACCUCAAAGAGCCAAUGACUGUGGAUGAACUAGUUGGAAAACUGCUGGAGAUACAUGACUUAAGAAAUACUUCUGAGCAGCAGAAUCAAGAAGAGAUUGCCAUGUAUACACAAGGCAAGAAAAGGCAACAGUUCAUACAACACAAAUCUUCGACUCAUGAAGAUAGAGCAGACAAAGGAGGAGGAGAGAAGAAAUUCCAAUUCAAGUGUUACAAAUGUCAUGAGACCGGUCACAAAGCUUCGGAGUGCCCAUCGAAAGGUUUAAAAUGGGGUACUGGGAAAGAGAAGGGCAAAUUCAAGACAAGGACUGGUGCUAUGAUGUCAAUGGCAGGUGAGAGACCCAUUGUAGGAAAAUGGUACAUUGACAGCUGCUGCAGUAAUCAUGUAAGCCCUGACAAGAAGUGCAUGACAGAGUUCACACAGGAAACUCCUAGUAUAACAAUCACCGUCGCAAAUAAUCAGGUGAUGGAAUCAAAGGGUAAAGGUAAUGUACCAAUAAUGUUGAAAGGAUCCGACGAUGCUCGUGAGCUGUCUAAUGUGUUGUAUGUGCCCGAUGCCACAGCAAAUCUUUUGUCUGUGAGCAACACUGUGAAAAAGGGAUACUGUAUGUUUUUCUCUGCAGAUAAAGGGUGUCAGAUAUUUAACAGCAAAGGAUGUCGAGUCACAGGAACAAUAGUUGGUACAGCCAAGGACGUGGGUGGAAUUUAUGAACUAGAAGUUGAGGACAAAUUGAAGUGCUAUGCUAUUAGCCAACCUAAAGCAAACAGGGCGAACAUACAGAGUCCAGCUUUAUGGCACCAACGUCUGGUCCAUCUUAAUGCAGCUGAUAUGUUGAAGUUAAGAAAAAUUGAUUGUGGAGUGAAUUUUCCUGAUUCUGAGAACAAGUUGGAUUGUAUCCCAUGUGUAACUGGCAAACUGGCAAGACAGCCUUUCCCAUUGAGUGAGUCAAGAUCAAGUAAGAGACUGGAAUUGGUUCAUGCAGAUCUCUGUGGGCCUUUAGAAGAAAGAUCAUUCAGUGGUUCCAGGUAUGUACUACUUUUGAAGGAUGAUUAUUCGAGAAAAAUGUUUGGAUAUUUUCUCGCCACAAAAUCAGACGUCUUUAAACACUUCAAAGAAUUCACUCUGAGAGCAGAAAUCGAAACAGGUGAGAAGUUGAAGUGCAUUCGUACUGAUAAUGGAACUGAGUUCUGUAAUAAACAGAUGAAUGAGUUUCUAGCUGAGAGAGGAAUAAAGCAUGAAAGAACAGUCAUUUUCUGUCCUGAACAAAAUGGCAGAAUAGAGCGCUCCAACAGGACUGUAAUCGAGACCGCAAGAACCUUACUGGAAGGAGCUGGUUUACACAAGCGAUAUUGGGCAGAAGCAGUGAACACUGCAAUCUAUGUAAGAAACCGGUGUCCAUCUAAGGCAGUGUCAGGAAAAAUACCUGAGGAACUUUGGAGGCAGAAAAGGAUAAGUCUCAGCCAUUUAAGGGUUUUUGGCUGUGAAGCUUAUGCACACAUCCCAAAACAGAAGCGAAGGAAGCUGGAUCCAAAGGGUGAGAAGAAAAUAUUUGUGGGAUAUAGUGAGAGCAGCAAGGCCUACAGAUUGCUGGACACUGACCACAAGGGUAAUCUCACAAUUGCCAAAACAGUUGUUUUCUUUGAGAAUAGGUUUCCAGGUAAAUUAGUUGAUGACAGCAAGCCAACCCCAGAUCCUUUGCCCGUAGUUAGUGAGUUCCAUUCAAAGGAUCCAGAUGAUAUGGAGGAGGCGAAUGUUCAAGAUAAGUCAGGCUCUGAGGACAGCAGAAGCACUACCACCGUAGACAGUGAGGACCAUGACAUCCAGUUAGUGGAAGAAGGUGGAUCCCAUCAGAACCAAGCUGGUGAGGACACACAAGUCCGAAGGUAUCCAUUACGCAAACGUACACCUAGAGUUUUUCCUGAUCAUGUCAUGUAUAGUGCAGUGCAGUGUGACCAGGAACCUGAGGACAUUGAGCAAGCCUUGAAGUGUGCUGAUAGUGACAAGUGGAUUGAAGCGAUAAAUGAAGAACUUGACGCUUUGAAAAGCAAUAAAGCGUGGGACUUAGUGAACCUUCCUCCAGGAGAAAAGGCUGUGGGUAAUAAGUGGGUGUUUAAAAUUAAACACGAUAGUGAAGGCAAAAUUACAAAACACAAGGCACGAUUAGUAGCCAAAGGAUUCACACAAACUUAUGGGUUUAAUUAUACAGAAACCUUUUCUCCUGUAGUAAGGUACUCCACACUAAGACUUUUGCUUUCUUUAGCUAUUCAGUUAGAUUGGAAAAUAGAUCAUUGGGACAUUGUAACCGCCUUUCUGCAUGGCCCUCUUAAGGAGAAUGUGUAUAUGGUUCCGCCUUAUGGGCUAAAUGCUACGGAUGUAAAAGGUAAAGUAUGCAAAUUGAGAACAGGAUUGUAUGGUCUUAAGCAAUCUUCACGAAUUUGGUAUGAACAACUUCAUUCUGAACUGUGUAAAUAUGACUUUAGACAGUGUGAAUUUGAACCCUGUGUAUAUACGAAGUCCAGUGAGAAAGGUGUUGUGAUAGUAGCCAUUUAUGUGGAUGACAUCUUUGUCUUUUACAGUAAUACUGUAGAAAUGCAGAAGCUUAGGAAGGCACUAAGUAAUGAGUUCCCAGUGAAGAAUCUUGGUGCAGCUAAGAAUAUUCUAGGGAUGAGAGUUGAAAGAUCGAACAAUGUAAUCACUUUGGAUCAGAGCAACUAUAUUAGGAAUGUCCUAGAUAAGUUCAGCAUGCAAGACAGCAAACCAGCGCGCACUCCUCUAGUUACAGGGACCCAAUUGGAGAAGGGUGUAUGUGAUACUAGUUUUCCGUAUCAGAGUCUAGUAGGAUGUCUCAUGUACAUCGGAGUUUGUACCAGACCUGACAUAAUUCAUGCUGUAAGUUUGUUAUCUCGUUUUAACACUUGCUAUGGAGAAGUGCAUGUCCGAGCUGCCAAGAGAGUACUACGAUACUUGAAAGGGACUGUUGACACUAAGUUAACGUUCCAAAAGAAUACCACAGCAAAGUUAGAUUUGUGUGGAUAUGUUGAUGCAGCUCAUGGUAAUGACCCUCUUGACAAGACCUCGUAUACUGGAUAUGUUUUCAAAUUGGGUGGUAAUGUAAUUUCUUGGGAAAGCAGGAAACAAGAUUCGUUAUCAUUGUCAAGUACUGAAGCUGAGUACAAGGGGUUGAAUGAUGCCGCUAGAGAGUGUGUACGUUUACACGAUUUACUGAAUGGACUGGUUGAAGGUAUUAAAGAAGGGAUUUACUUAUCAAACUUUGUACUAGAAUUGAUGAAUGAAGAGAAAGUACCUGUAAUCUUUAAUGAUAAUCAGUCAGCCCAAAUGUUAAGUAAGGAUAGGCGAUUCAGUAAGCGUACUAAGCAUAUAGAGUUAAAGCAUCAUUUUAUCAGAGAAGCCAUAAAGAAAAGUAAAGUGAAACUUGAUUAUAUUCAGAGUGAAGAGUUGAUGGCAGACUUGUUGACCAAAGCUCUGCCAGGUCCAAAAACUGAGUAUUUUCGUCGCAAGUUGAAUUUGAUUGCAUAG
Messenger RNA from Cryptotermes secundus, 4179 nucleotides. Its product is annotated as retrovirus-related Pol polyprotein from transposon TNT 1-94. The transcript has 2 exons. NCBI's taxonomy places the organism in Eukaryota, Metazoa, Arthropoda, Insecta, Blattodea, Kalotermitidae. Bases 1 to 4179 code for a protein of 1392 amino acids. Gene Ontology annotation, molecular function: nucleic acid binding; zinc ion binding. The record is from RefSeq and is a predicted model, not a curated record. Gene Ontology annotation, biological process: DNA integration.